AUGACUCUGCUCUCAAGGCACUGGAAUGAUCUUUGGUUGCAGCAUGGGCGGCUUGCGUUCGAUUUGGACUUCUUGUAUAGUGUGUGGUAUGACGAUGAUGAAGAAGAUGGUAUAACCCUUGGGAACAUAAUCAAUAAUAUCCUGCUUCCCCGUGCUGGGCCUGUUAAGAAAUUUACUCUACAGAUUUCGUAUGAGGAUCCUCAGCCGCCGCAGUUUGAUAUUGAUAGGUGGUGUCUUUUUCUGUCAAAAAAUGGUGUGGAGGAACUUAACAUAUGUUUAGAUAGUGAGGAAAAGAGAUAUCAGGUGCCAUUUUGUUUACUCUCUUGCAGGACAAUUAAGGAACUGAAAGUCCGAGGUCCCUCUAUUGAUUUACCUGUAAAUGCUUGUGGUAUAUUUUCCAAUGUCACUUCAUUAGCUUUCUACAGUGUUGAAUUGAAGUUCAGUGUUAGUGGAAUUGCCUCUAGUAUUAGUUUUCCUAAACUUGAGAAGCUGGCUUUUGGAUAUUGUCGAGGGAUCAAUAAGUUUGAGAUCGGCCAGCCAAAGCUUGAAAUGUUAUCUGUUAUUGGUUCUAUAUAUGGUGUAGUUUAUUCGAGAUGGUUGGCACCGCAUUUGAAAAACAUUAAGACUCUUUGGUUGUGUGGUUCUUCGUUGUGGGAUAUGGAUGUAUCUGUGUUUCCAACUGCAAUAAAUUUGCAAGUGAUGAAGAUAUAUCAAUUAAAUUUUGAUCUUCGGAAGCACCUCGCCGUUGCUAUGCAAUUACUUCAAAAAUGCCCCAACCUAUGUGAACUGCGGAUUAUUGCGAAUGACCUAGAGUUUGUAUAUGGCCCUUUAGCUUGGAAUGAUGACGAAGAAGGUGCUUCAAGGCUUUUGGAGGAUCCAAACGGUGGCUUUGUUAUUCAGGAUCUAAAGAUGCUUAACACAAUCAAGAUUGAAUCAUUUAGUGACAACGCAAUCGAAAUGCUUUUUAUGAAAAUGCUGCUUUCAAAAUCCCCUGCGCUAGAGAGAGUUGUUAUUGUGAAGUCUUGGCGUACGAAUGCCCUGGCGAGAAAAAUCCAAAGGAAGUUGGAAUGCUUCCCUCGUGCAUCUCCAAACGCACAAAUUGUCUGCACGGGCAAUUACUAUGCAUCUAUGCAUAAUGAUUGGAAGGAUACCCAUGGUUUUGUACUUUCAAAAACUUAGUAUGGUGAAUCUCCAUGGGUUCUAUUUGGUUGCAGCUUAGAAAUGUAAGCAAACUAGAAAUGUAAGCAAAUGUUUUGUUGGAAGUUGAAAUGUUUUCUAAUUUGUUCGCA
Messenger RNA from Ipomoea nil (Japanese morning glory), 1289 nucleotides. Its product is annotated as F-box/FBD/LRR-repeat protein At1g13570-like. NCBI's taxonomy places the organism in Eukaryota, Viridiplantae, Streptophyta, Magnoliopsida, Solanales, Convolvulaceae. The coding region runs from base 1 to 1179 and encodes 392 amino acids. The transcript is spliced from 3 exons. The record is from RefSeq and is a predicted model, not a curated record.